Scophthalmus maximus (turbot) is the source of this 1165-nucleotide messenger RNA. It is a transcript of the gene hdhd3, whose product is annotated as haloacid dehalogenase-like hydrolase domain containing 3. The transcript is spliced from 3 exons. Bases 188 to 907 code for a protein of 239 amino acids. The record is from RefSeq and is a predicted model, not a curated record. NCBI's taxonomy places the organism in Eukaryota, Metazoa, Chordata, Actinopteri, Pleuronectiformes, Scophthalmidae.
AUACCAGCUGGUGGCGGUGAUGCGCCAAUUUGUUGUUUGCCAAACGCUAAAAAAAGAAGAAGAAGAAGACUAAGAAGAAGAAGAAGAAGAAGAAGAAGAAGAAGAAGAAGAAGAAGCUAACGCUAACGAAGAAGCUAACUCUAGGUCUCUGUUUACAACCGUGGACAGGUGUUAAGAACUUGGUGUAAUGCGAGCUCCUCUGAGCUGGGUGCUGUGGGACGUGAAGGACACCCUGCUGAAGGUGCGUUCAUCCGUGGGAGAGCAGUACUGCAGGGAGGCUGAACGACUGGGCCUGAGCCUCAGCCCCGCAGAGGUGGACGCCGCUUUCCGCCAGGCAUAUCGACGUCACUCCAGCAGUUACCCAAACUAUGGCACCGCGCAGGGCCUGGCUGGAAAGUCCUGGUGGAUGGGGGUGGUGCGGGACACUUUCUCCCAAUGCAGGGUGCACGACCCGGCCCUGCUGAACACAGUCGCUCACAACCUGUAUCAUAACUUCUGCAAUGCAGAGAACUGGGAGGUGUUUCCAGACUCAAAGAAGGCCCUGGAGAGUUGUUCUUCUCUCGGACUGAGACUGGGUGUGGUGUCCAACUUUGACAGCCGUCUAGAAGCAAUUUUACAUGCUUGCGGUCUGCUGUCUCACUUCAGCUUCUUGAUAACGUCAGAGGAAGCAGGUGUAGCGAAGCCUGAUAUAGUCAUCUUUGACAAGGCACUGCAGAAAUGUGGCGUACCAGCCGCCAGCGUCGCUCAUAUUGGGGACCACUAUGUGAAUGAUUACCUCACCUCUCGGUCCGUGGGCAUCCACGGGCUCCUGUUAGACCGACACAACAAGCGACCCGAUGUUCCUCCAGAGCAUCGGCUCAGCUCCCUGGCGGCGCUGCCGUCGUGGCUUCAGAAGCACAUGGACUGAUACCAGACAAUCAUGGGCUCAAGUGCAAAGCUACUCAGUCUAACUGUGGUUCGGUGAAAGAACUCAUUGCUACAUUGCUCUUCAGUUAUCAGAUUACAUGCUCCUGACAGAAAUGUACAGAGAACAAUCCUGAAUAAUAUAUAAACUGUAGAUGUAUAGAUUGAUGUACUUUAUUGAUCCCAAACUGGGAAACUCUUAUGUACAGUGUUAAAUUAUCAUGUAUUUUUAUUGCAAAUAAAUUUUGCGCAAUAUACAGUA